Drosophila novamexicana is the source of this 556-nucleotide messenger RNA. Its product is annotated as protein lin-52 homolog. Lineage: Eukaryota; Metazoa; Arthropoda; Insecta; Diptera; Drosophilidae. The record is from RefSeq and is a predicted model, not a curated record. The transcript is spliced from 2 exons. Gene Ontology annotation, cellular component: DRM complex. Gene Ontology annotation, biological process: regulation of DNA-templated transcription. Bases 98 to 535 code for a protein of 145 amino acids.
GUCACAUUGCUCGGUUUAAUAAUACAAACGCCUUUUUAAUUAAUUUAUUUAAUUCAUUUAACUGAAUUUAAUACGUUUACACCACAUCUGUGCAAUAAUGAACAAUAUGGAACCGGGGGUUGAAAUGUUCUCUCCAGAGACUGUUCUGAAGUCGGAAACGGACACCAACGCAGCGGGGACGACGGGCAAUGCCAGCAGCAAUAAGGUGCUGAGCGCCAAAGAGGAUGAGCUAAUAUCAAUGGAAACACUGCGUGAAUCACCGGUGCAGUGGCCAGAGCGCUUUCCUGGCAUGGAUGACUUUCUGACCAUGAGCCAAACACCGAUACACACACCAAACGCCGAAUGUACACAAAACUUUAACAGCGCGGACAUGGCAAGGAUGAACCAGCUGGCCAGCCUAACACCAGAGCAAUUGAUAGAUAAGAUUAAGUCCAUGCAUGAUGAAAUCUAUCAACUAGGCCUGCGCGAGUCCAAGGAAAUGACACGCGGCAAACUGUUGGGCAUCUUUGAUCGAAUGGCCAAAGGAAAGAAAUAGGACAUUCACCUUGAAUUCUGU